Molecule: messenger RNA, 816 nt
Organism: Oncorhynchus keta (chum salmon)
Lineage: Eukaryota; Metazoa; Chordata; Actinopteri; Salmoniformes; Salmonidae
Exons: 5
Coding region: 19-816 (265 amino acids)
Source: RefSeq, a predicted model, not a curated record
UCAGGUUAUAAUGUGUUUAUGGUGUUGAGGCUGUGUUCAGGUUAUAAUGUGUUUAUGGUGUUGAGGCUGUGUUCAGGUUAUAAUGUGUUUAUGGUGUUGAGGCUGUGUUCAGGUUAUAAUGUGUUUAUGGUGUUGAGGCUGUGUUCAGGUUAUAAUGUGUUUAUGGUGUUGAGGCUGUGUUCAGGUUAUAAUGUGUUUAUGGUGUUGAGGCUGUGUUCAGGUUAUAAUGUGUUUAUGGUGUUGAGGCUGUGUUCAGGUUAUAAUGUGUUUAUGGUGUUGAGGCUGUGUUCAGGUUAUAAUGUGUUUAUGGUGUUGAGGCUGUGUUCAGGUUAUAAUGUGUUUAUGGUGUUGAGGCUGUGUUCAGGUUAUAAUGUGUUUAUGGUGUUGAGGCUGUGUUCAGGUUAUAAUGUGUUUAUGGUGUUGAGGCUGUGUUCAGGUUAUAAUGUGUUUAUGGUGUUGAGGCUGUGUUCAGGUUAUAAUGUGUUUAUGGUGUUGAGGCUGUGUUCAGGUUAUAAUGUGUUUAUGGUGUUGAGGCUGUGUUCAGGUUAUAAUGUGUUUAUGGUGUUGAGGCUGUGUUCAGGUUAUAAUGUGUUUAUGGUGUUGAGGCUGUGUUCAGGUUAUAAUGUGUUUAUGGUGUUGAGGCUGUGUUCAGGUUCUAAUGUGUUUAUGGUGUUGAGGCUGUGUUCAGGUUAUAAUGUGUUUAUGAGGAAAGACAUUCUUAACCUAAUACUCAGUGUCCCCUCAGGAGCAUUGGCCAUCCACAAUGGCUCUCCCCCUCACUCACUGAAGGAAGACAUCAGACAUGCACAUAUCUAG